ACACGGCAGUGCCAGCACAAACCCCUGACCCCUAACUAAACAACACGCCGAUGUUGCCAUGGCGUCGACCUUCCCCUAAAAGUCUCUGAAAGGGCAUCUGCUUUUUGUAUGCAUCCCCUCCUCUCUCUCUCUCUCUCUCUCUCUCUCUCUCUCUCUCUCUCUCUCUCCAUAGCUCCACACCGGCAUCAAUGGGGCAGAACAACCAUGGCGUGAGCACGUCGACGACCGCGCCGACGGCGCGCGGAGCCUCGCAAGCGGCGGCGCCGACCACGACGCGGCCCAAGAUAAGGAUCAUCCACAUCAUCGCGCCGGAGAUCAUCAAGACCGACGUCGCCAACUUCCGGGACCUCGUGCAGCGGCUCACCGGCAAGCCCGCGUGUGCCAGCACGGCGGCGCACAUGGCGACGACAGCACCGCCGGUACGGAAGGAGGAGGAGGAGAAGAAGGAGGAGGAGGCGACCAAGAAGAGGCCAGCGCCGGCUGCUUUGGUGACGACGGAGAGGAGUGAUUUCGCGGCGCAGCAGGAGCCCGCCAAGAAGAGGAAGAUCAAGUGCGAGGUGAAGGUGGAAGAAGGUGGCUUCGGCGACUACUACGACCUUGAUCGCAGCGACCUGUGGAUGGAUCUCAACCCGGGAGGCUUCCUGAGCUUCCUGGAGGAGGAGGCCGACGUCUUCCAAGGCCUGGCUGCCGCUGAUGACUUCCUUCUCCCCCUCCCCCUCCCCCUCGGCUCGUCGAGGCCGCUGGAUUUGGUUGGUGAAAUGUACGCGUUUUGAUCCAUAUAGGUCUGGAGAGCUUUGAAUUCUUGCGUAUUUGUUCCUUUUUUGUGCCGUGAGGAUUUUGCACUUUGGUCGAGAAUUCGGCCGGUUUCGGUUGAAUUUUUUUGUAUUUCUUUUUGUUUAGAUGAACACGUUAGUGUUGGAAGUUCUUGCACCCCGGUGACGUGAAUGUAAGGGGAUCGUACAGAGAAGGAUUGGUCAUUUGCGUGCUCACAUUUCUGAUGGUGAAGAAAAGCAAAUGUAAGCACCCCAAAUGACCAAUGUAAGUGGAUGAACUGAUGAAGUCAGAACAGAAGAGUGAUGCCAGUAAUGAUGUGUAUGUAAGAGUCACUGAUAAAUGGGUGAAAACAUACAAGGAUUGAUCAGAUUGGGGGGGUCUUCAA
Messenger RNA from Panicum virgatum (switchgrass), 1159 nucleotides. RefSeq lists its product as uncharacterized. The transcript has a single exon. The record is from RefSeq and is a predicted model, not a curated record. Gene Ontology annotation, cellular component: nucleus. Bases 189 to 773 code for a protein of 194 amino acids. Lineage: Eukaryota; Viridiplantae; Streptophyta; Magnoliopsida; Poales; Poaceae.